Cryptomeria japonica (Japanese cedar) is the source of this 3697-nucleotide messenger RNA. Its product is annotated as leucine-rich repeat receptor-like serine/threonine-protein kinase BAM1. Gene Ontology annotation, molecular function: ATP binding; protein binding; protein kinase activity. NCBI's taxonomy places the organism in Eukaryota, Viridiplantae, Streptophyta, Pinopsida, Cupressales, Cupressaceae. Gene Ontology annotation, biological process: protein phosphorylation; hormone-mediated signaling pathway. Gene Ontology annotation, cellular component: plasma membrane. The record is from RefSeq and is a predicted model, not a curated record. The transcript has 2 exons. Bases 437 to 3397 code for a protein of 986 amino acids.
UUAAGCUGUAAGUUGGAAAAAGAAGGGUAGUAGAAUUUCAUUGGGCGUCUGUGGUCAUAUUCAAAUAAUUGAGCGCUUGAAAUCACCAUCACAGUCUAUAAUCUUAGAUUUAAGUUUAAUGCAUAGAAAAAAAAAAAGUUGAAUGUUGUUGUUUUCGCUUUAGCUAAGAUGUUCCCUGCUUUUCUUUAUUUGAUUUGGAUAGAGGGGGAUUUGUAAUAUAAAUUUAUAGGGAAGCUUGAAUAUUAAACAUGUUGCAGUGAGGACCAGGAGUGGUGGCCUAGAAAUUUGUGUUUUGGACUCUUGUUUUAUCAGGGUUUUGUAUAACUAGUUAUCAAAGUUGAGUCAGUUGUGUUAUGACUGGUUUUGUAGAGAGGGGCGGGUGUGUUUAGUUUAUCAUUUAGUGAGUAGAUUUUCGGGUGUUUGCUUUAGUGGGAAGAUGAGGGAACUGGAAAAGCUUGCUGCGAAGAUCAUUGUUGUGGGUUUGUGUGCCUUUGUCUGUGUGUACCCUUCCAUGGCCAAUGUUUCAUGGUUUAAUGAAGAUGCCCAGUUGCUGAUUUCUAUGAAAUCAGCAAUGGUGGCUUCAAACUCUGCAUUUGAAACCUGGUCAAUUGCUUCCAAUGGCAGCCCACAUUGCUCCUGGACUGGCGUCCAAUGCGACCGUAGGGGUCGCGUAGUUGCUUUAGAUAUCUCCAAUAUGAAUAUUUCAGGCCCAAUCCCUCCCCAAAUCGUCAGCCUCUCUGAGCUCCGCUCGCUUAACCUCUCAAAUAAUGUAUUCAAUGGAGGCCUGCCUCCUAAUGUGUCAAAUCUUAGGAACCUGGAAUCCCUGGAUGUGUACAACAACAACUGUUCGGGCCCAUUGCCUGUGGAGCUAAGCCGCCUGGUGAAUCUCAAGUACUUAAAUUUGGGAGGAAAUUACUUUUCCGGAAGCAUUCCUCGAGAGUAUGCAAAGCUCACAAGUUUGGAGUAUCUCUCAUUGUCAGGGAAUGAUCUGACUGGAGCAAUACCUCCAGAACUUGGAUUUCUAGUGAAUCUGAAGUCACUCUAUUUGGGAUACUACAACAAGUUUUCUGGCGGAAUUCCUCCACAAUUUGGGAAUUUAAGCAAGCUCGUGUACCUGGAUAUUGCUAACUGUGGUGUAGAGGGGCCAAUUCCAUCAGAACUCGGGAGGCUUGAGAAGCUGGAUACAUUGUUCUUGCAAGACAAUGCCCUGUCUGGUCCUAUACCUCCUCAGCUGGGACGCCUUGGGAGCUUAAAGUCUUUAGAUCUGUCCCUCAACGAACUCACCGGGGAAAUACCUAUGGAAUUCAAAGAGCUCAAGGAGCUGAAACUUUUGAAUCUGUUUAUCAAUAAGUUGCAUGGGGAGAUUCCGUCUUUUAUUGGGGAUCUACCCAAUUUGGAGGUUUUGCAGCUGUGGAAGAAUAAUUUCAGGGGACCGGUGCCUCAGCAGCUUGGGCAAAAUGGCAGGCUUGUGGAAGUCGAUGUCUCGUCAAACAGAUUGACUGGUUCGAUUCCUCCCAAUCUCUGUAAUGGCGGAAAGCUGAGGAUUCUGAUCAUUCUCAAUAAUUUGUUCUUUGGUCCCAUUCCAGAGACUCUUGGGACCUGCAAUUCUUUGGUGAGAGUCCGAAUGGGGCAGAAUUAUUUGAAUGGUUCGAUUCCUGCCGGCUUGCUCUAUUUGCCCAGGCUGAAUAUGAUCGAAUUGCACUACAAUUAUCUCACCGGAACCAUACCGGAAAGAAAAGGAAAAGCUCCCGCCGGGGCAAGCCAGAUUAAUCUUUCCAACAAUCAUCUUGGCGGUUCUCUUCCUUCCUCCAUAGGCCUCUUCUCGGCUCUGCAGAUAUUCCUCGUAAACGGAAACCGUCUAACGGGGCCCGUUCCGACUGAAAUCAGGCGCCUGGCGCAUAUUACGAAGCUGGAUUUUAGCAGGAACAGAUUCUCGGGUUCGAUUCCCGCGGAGAUGGGGCGCUGCAAAGCUCUGAAUUACAUCGACCUGAGCCAGAACAAGUUCAGUGGUCCGAUGCCAGUGCAACUGACAGGCAUGCGCAAUCUCAACUAUUUCAACGUCUCCAGAAACCGCUUCAACGGCAGCAUUCCGAGAGAAUUUGCGAGCAUGCAGAGCCUCUCGUCGGUGGACUUCUCUUACAACAAUUUCUCGGGCCUCGUUCCCACUGGCGGUCAGUUUUCUUAUUUCAAUGUCAGCACUUUUGCAGGUAAUCCCGCCUUGUGCGGACCGUUCUUGGGCUCCCCUUGCAGCGUUGCAGCUAGUACGUCGCCGGUUCAAGCCCAGGGCAAUACGAAGGGCGUUGUUUCUUCUUCACUGAAGCUUGUCAUAGGCCUAGCUCUGCUAUUCUGCUCUCUGGCUUUUGCAGUUGUGGCUGUUGUGAAGGCCAGAGCCCUGCGAAAAGACCGGGACGCACGGUCCUGGAAAAUGACCGCCUUCCAGAAGCUCGACUUUGGCAGGGACGAGGUGCUCGAGAGUCUGAAAGAAGACAAUGUGAUCGGAAAAGGAGGCGCCGGAAUUGUUUACAGAGGCAUCAUGUCCAACGGAGAGGAAGUUGCUGUGAAAAAGCUUAUGAGGAUUGGAAGCGCCGGCUCCACGCAUGACCAUGGAUUUUCCGCAGAGAUUCAGACCUUGGGCAGGAUUCGCCACCGGCAUAUUGUUCGUUUACUGGCGUUUUGCUCCAACCAUGAUACCAACCUUCUGGUCUAUGAAUAUAUGCCCAAUGGGAGCCUCGGGGAGCUUCUCCAUGGGAACAAAGGUGGGCACUUGCACUGGCAGACCAGAUAUAAGAUUGCGCUUGAGGCUGCUAAAGGGCUUUGUUAUCUUCACCAUGAUUGCAAUCCUCUGAUUGUUCACAGGGAUGUGAAGUCCAAUAAUAUUCUUCUGGAUUCCAACUUUGAAGCCCAUGUUGCAGAUUUCGGCCUUGCCAAGUUUCUGCAGGAUUCCGGUGCCUCUGAGUGCAUGUCAUCCAUUGCAGGCUCCUACGGCUACAUUGCUCCAGAAUAUGCCUACACACUGAAAGUGGACGAGAAGAGUGACGUUUACAGUUUCGGGGUAGUUCUGUUGGAGUUAAUAACAGGGAGGAAACCUGUGGGUGAUUUUGGCGAUGGCGUCGACAUUGUUCAGUGGAUGAAAAAAACGACCAAUUCAGUUCGAGAGGGAGUUACAAAGAUUCUGGAUGCCAGGCUGAGCAGCAUUCCAUUAGAGGAAGCCAUGCAUCUGUUCUUCGUUGCAAUGCUGUGCGUUGAAGAGCAAAGUGUAGAGAGGCCAACCAUGCGUGAAGUAGUUCAGAUGCUUGCAGACUGUCCAAAGACCAAACCCACUCAAUACUUUUCUCCUUCUCAAAAGGAACCAAAGAAGCCAGUUUCCAUUCAGCCCCCAAAUCUGCUCACCAUAUAAUCACUGUAAUCAUGUCUAUAAUGUUUUAGGGUUUCUGUAAUUUUUCUUUCUCUUUUCUGGGUUUGGAGCUGAUCCAGUCAUUCUAAACCCCCUUUUAGGAUUUGCAUAGCUGGACUCAACGAUGGUGAAAGAAGAAGCAGCUGGAUUCUGUAACUAGCAGGCCACUUUUUAGGCUUAAAGAUAUAUUCUCCAAGCCAGAUGUUUGCAUAAAGGAUGAAAUGUGCUUCAAAAUGGGGCCAAAGGAAUAACUUCAAUAAAAACAUAUGUAUAUUACAGUAUAACUAAGAUUUCUUCUUUUCA